UCCUCUCGGCCUGUUCAUCGUAUUUCCAGAGCCUAUUUCUGGACCACCCCGAAAAACAUCCAAUUGUGAUAUUAAAGGACGUCCGUUUUGCCGAACUACAAACCCUAGUUGAAUUCAUGUAUAAAGGCGAAGUAAACGUGCAAUAUUGUCAGUUAUCGGCACUGCUGAAAACGGCGGAGUCUUUAAAGGUCAAGGGUUUAGCAGAAAUGACAAAUCAGAAUACAACCCUACGCGAGCCAGAACGUGAACCUGAACGUCUACGACCCCAUUCACAGCCCUGUAAAAGUAGUAGCUCAUGUGACAGUCCUGUCGACGCCACUCUAUCGGGUGCCUCCACAUCAACGUCCAAUAUAGUGGCAUCAGCGACAGCCCCAUCAAUAGCAGCAACAUCAGCCGGCGCAGCAGCAGCAUCUACACCAACAACAUCUGCCACAACAAAUGCCUCCAGCACAACUUCGGCUGUCGUUGCCACAUCAUUAAGUUCGAAACGCAGCACCAGCCAUGAACAGUCAUCAACGGCAACAACAGAACGUUGCAGCCCCUCACCUCCAAAGCGAAUUCAUGUCAAAUCGGCAGCCUCAAUACAAGACCCUCAGCACAGGGGUUCGCCACAACCUCUAGAUCUCUAUCAAAGACGUUUGGAUCAGCAACUGGAAGACAGCAAGGAGAAUUCCCUUGUAAAUAAUAAUAAUGCCACCGUGACAUCGGGCAGCGGUACCGCAACAACAACAUUGUCGACAUCAACAACAACAACUACGUCAAAUGAAAAGACACGAAGUACAACACCUCAGAGUUCGAUUAGUGGGACCAUGUCGACGAAACAGCACCAAUCCACACACGAAGGCGUGGAUGAAACGGUAAUGAAACAGGAACGACACGACAGUGAUCGUGAUACGGGUCGUGAAUCACCCGAUCAGCUGGGCGAUGUACAUAGAGGCUUGACCAGACGUGGUGAACUUGAGGAUUCGGGGGUGGAGAAAAUCGAAGAUAUUGAAGAUGUCGAUUAUGGCGAUGAAGAAAUGGACUUGGACGAUGAUGGUGAUAAUAGUUCCGAUGACAUUGGCGGGCUAAAUAUGAAAAUCGGUAGUAGUAGCUUAGCUGCCGCCUUAGUUAGUCCCAAUUUACGUGUAGGCCUGGAAAGUGGCCUAUGUUCGUUGAGUGGUAGUCGUGAACGCGAUCGUGAUCGCGAUCAUGGUGAUGGUGGCGGCGGUGGUGGUGGUAUGGAAUCGUCACGUUCAACACCCCUAACCGGUAGUGCUGCACUCGCAUUAGAUUCGCAUUCGUCGCAACGUCCAGCAUCGCGCAGUUCUCGUGAUGGUUCGGGCUUGGAUCGUCCCAGUAGUAGGGGUGGUCUGAGCGGUUUACCCUCUACCUCUGGCACAUCUCUGGCGGGUGGUCUAAGUCCCAGUUCUUCGACGGCAGCUGCAUUGGGUUUGGUCAGUGAUACACUUGCCGGACCGUCGGGUUUAGGUCCUGUGCAGUCGGUGCCCUUGUCUCUUAAAAAGGAAAUCGAUUGCAGUGAAGAUGACAACAGCAACAGUCGCCAUCUACAGCCACGUUCCGCCUCAGCCAGUGGCAUUCUAGGCGGUGAAAUCGAUUAUCGAACCUCUCACGAAUCGGAAACGUCUGAAUCGCCACAUGGCUUAGGCUCUGCUGGCAUUUCCAAUGCCGGUGGCAUUGGUGGUGGGUCCAUUGGCAGUGGUGGUGUGGGCGGUGGUGCUGGCAGCAGUAGCCUCUGUCCCAGUGCCUCAUCGUCCAUCAACACUGCCUCCUCCUCCAGUUACAUGCAUGAUCAUCCGCGUACACCACCACCCUAUUCCUGUGUUUAUUGUGCUGCCGGUUUCCCCACCCAGAGUAAAUUGACACGCCAUAUUCUGUCGCAUUCGCUAAAGACAUUGGAAUACCGUGAAAGCGCCGCCACCCAUCCCCUCUUACAUCCGCACCUGUUGACGCACGACUUAAAUAUGUCACCGUUAGCAUACCAAAUGAACGCGGCCAUGGCAGCCACAGCCGCCGGGGGUGAUCCCCAGGAACAGGCGGCUGCCGUUGCCGCCAUGGCCAUGGAUAUUGAUUUUGCCGCCGCCAUAGCAGCGGCUGGUGGUUGUGCUUUUUCCUCGCUUGCCAGUUGUACGGGUCGUGGUUUGGAUCUCGAUGGAAGUGGUGGUGCCGGCGGCGGCGGUGGAGGUUCAUCGUCAUCGGGACGUGGUGGCCGCGAUUCCAGAGGCGGUGCUGGCGGUGGUGGUCGUGGCAGUGGUCUGGACGAUGAUAGUCGCACCUCAUCCGGUAAUGGUGGUUGUCCCUCGAGCAGUCUAUCGCUGUUAAGUGGCGCUGGUUCGUCAACAUCGGCUGCAGCGGCGGCGGCCGCAGCUGCUGCAGCAGCAGCCAGUUCAUCGGCCUCAUCGCUGCUGGGUUCGUCCGCAAUGUCGUCCAAUGAUCCGAAUAGUGUUGUUCUAUGUAAAUUCUGUGGUAAGAGUUUUCCCGAUGUUACCUCACUCAUACAACAUUUGCCGGUGCAUACCGGUGAUCGGCCGUUUAAGUGUGAAUUUUGUGGUAAAGCGUUUAAAUUGCGUCAUCAUAUGAAAGAUCAUUGUCGUGUUCAUACAGGUGAACGUCCAUUUCGAUGUCAAAUGUGCGGCAAGACAUUUUCACGAUCAACGAUAUUGAAGGCGCACGAAAAAACUCAUUUUCCCAAAUAUGCCCGGAAAUAUUUGACCCCAAGUCCGGUGGAUACAAAAGAUGAGUUGCCGCAAUAGUGAAACGAUUUUAGUUUAUUAUUAAAUUAUUAUUAUUAUUACUAUUAUUAUUAUAAUAAUAACAAUUAUAAUAUAAUAAACCAAAAUAAUAACAACAAC
Molecule: messenger RNA, 2852 nt
Organism: Musca vetustissima
Lineage: Eukaryota; Metazoa; Arthropoda; Insecta; Diptera; Muscidae
Product: serine-rich adhesin for platelets-like
Exons: 5
Coding region: 117-2753 (878 amino acids)
Cellular component (GO): nucleus
Source: RefSeq, a predicted model, not a curated record